AUGAAGUUCACACAGGCUUUGUUGCUCGCCCUACCGGCUCUCUCAGCCGCCUACCCUGGCAUGUCCAAUGCCGAUGUGGAGGAGUACACUCGCAAGCGAACAGUCGACGAAGCUUCCCUGCAGGAGAGGCAGCUCCUUACCGGUUUGAUUGGCACAGUCCAGGCAUUGACCAACACCGUGAGCGGGCUUUUGGGUGCUGUCGCCAACAACAUCUCCCCCGACAACAAGCGACCGGAACCAGGUUAUGGUUUCAAGGCACCCGGCGCUGGCGAUUCUCGCGGACCAUGCCCCGGCCUCAACCUUCUGGCUAACCACGGCUACCUUCCGCGGAAUGGACAUGUUACUUUCCAACAAGUCCUUGAGGCGACCUCACGGGGCUUCAACAUGGGGGCUGAUCUAGCCACUGUCCUUGCAACCUUUGCCGUCCUUGCUGAUGGCGAUACCGCCACCGAGAGCUUCUAUCUUGGCUCUCUCACCGGUGCUGAUGGUCUCAACCGUCACUCCACUGUCGAGGCGGAUGUUUCUCCCAAUCGCGAAGACUACUACAAUGGCUGCGGCGAUAACCACCACCUUUCCUCCCGCAUGUUCAAGCAGAACGUUGGAUUCGCUGCCGCCGAUUCCAGCAAGCAGUUCACAAUGGACGUCAUGACUAAGCAGUACGCUGCCAACGCCCAGUUCUCCAAGGACAACAACCCAUACCUUUACUACUUUCCCUUCCCCCAAAUUGUUUCCCUGGGUGCCUUUGCCUUCUACCCCAACUUCUUCUCCAACGGUACCUACGGAGCAGGCGGUGUUGCCAACUACGAAUCCAUCUCGUCCAUCGUUGGCGCCGAAUACGACUCAAAGGCUGGUAACUUCAAGUACGUUCCUGAGAAGUGGCCCGAGAACUGGUACCGCCGCGCAACUCCCUACGGCGUCGUCCAGGCCCUCACCGACGCUUUCCUCAGGAUCUACCCUGCCAACAUAAUUGUACCUGCAGUUGCUCAGGUGGGCACUGAUAAUCUGAGCGUACAAACGCUCCUCUGCGACGUGUACCAAGGUAUCAAUUCCGUUACGCCCCUCAUCGCGGCCGGAAGUCUCGAGGAUACAUCCAAGCUCGUCACUUGGGCGACCAACAAGCUGCUCCCUGUUCUUGGCAAGAACACCGCCCUGGGAUGCCCAGAUAGCACCCUGUCUCCCAAUGCUCAGGACAUUUUAUUCCCUAACGCCGCCAAGGUCGGUGGGCCGGAGAAGUCGCCGCCGAAGUCGGAUGCGAAGACUGGCAACAACGUGUACAACAAGGUGUACUUUGAAAGCGCACCUGUGAAGCCGGCUUGCUAG
This is a messenger RNA of Didymosphaeria variabile, 1320 nucleotides long. RefSeq lists its product as uncharacterized. The record is from RefSeq and is a predicted model, not a curated record. NCBI's taxonomy places the organism in Eukaryota, Fungi, Ascomycota, Dothideomycetes, Pleosporales, Didymosphaeriaceae. The coding region runs from base 1 to 1320 and encodes 439 amino acids. The transcript has 2 exons. Gene Ontology annotation, molecular function: peroxidase activity.